CUUUUAGACCGAGACAGGUGCAACUCUUUGGCGCCACACAUCCCUUAAGUUUCUCUGAGGUUGUAUUUCAGUCAUCUUCUGCUUCUGUGCACACUCCCUCCCCCACACAUAAACAUAAAGGCUUUAGCACAAGCAGGAAAAAAAAAAUCAUGUGUUUCUGAAUUUUUACACCAAGUUCUAUUUGAACUUGUUAGUUCAAUUGUCUAUAUCUAUCUGCCUUUACAUAAAAACACGACUCCCGACUGACAGUUCAGCAGUCGGACACAGCAGCUGUUGCUGUCCAUCAGCAUUGGAGAGGGGGUCAAGCAUACCCAGAGAGAGAUAGAAAUGUGUGGUGCAGCUGAGGGUCAGGGCAAGGUGCUUGGACAAGAAGCUGGAAAUCGCUACAUUUGUGUGUAACUUAAAACCACAGGAGGUCGACAGCCUGUUUGAGCUCUGCAUCCCAAUUGACCCAAAUCCAAGAGACCACAAACCGGGAACAGCAAUUGUCUGCGCGCUACGUACACCUUCUCUUCUGGGCAUACUCGCCCUCCUGCUUGGACUCCUUCGGACACUUCAACAGUCUAAGACCAUGGAGGACUCCAACAUCAAAGAGGAAGCAGGAGCUGCUGUGGAUGCAGAGCUAGCCAAAGCCAUAAUGUCUCGGCAGUUCCACCCCUCUCUCAUUGGUCCGGAGGCCUGGGAAGGAUACAUGUUUUCUGAUAUGGAGAUCCGUAUCAAAGAGUCCACAGACCUCUAUGGAGCUGUACUCUGGCCCUCGGCGAUGGUGUUAUGUUAUUUCUUAGAGAACAAUCUGGACAAAUACAACCUGACAGAUAAGAAUGUGAUUGAACUGGGUGCUGGAACUGGGCUCGUCAGCAUCGUAUCCAGUUUGUUAGGCGCUAAGGUGACCUCCACUGACCUACCGGAUGUACUGGGAAACCUCAGGUACAAUGUUGUGCGCAACACCAAGGACCGAUGCAAGUACAUCCCUCUGGUCACAGAGCUCAUCUGGGGUCAGGAGGUGGAGCAACGUUUCCCACUUGCCACACAUCGUUUCGACUACAUCCUGGCAGCUGACGUUGUGUACGCUCAUCCUUACCUGGAAGAGCUGAUGGACACCUUUGACUACCUGUGCCAGGAGAACACACAGAUCCUGUGGGCCAUGCGCUUUCGCCUGGACCCAGAGAACAGCUUUGUGGAUCGCUUUCGUCAGCGCUUCCAUGUGGAGCAGCUGUAUGACCUCCCCAGUCUGAGUAUCAAACUGUACCGAGCCUGGAGGAAGGACGGGAGGACCAAGAACCAAGGACAGGCUGCUGCCUGAAAAGUUAAAAAGACAGAGAACACACACGGUGUUACUGGAAAUGUUUUAAUUUAUUCUGUAAUGUAAUAAGUGCUGUCAUGGAUCACAUGUACAAAUAUCUUAAUGUCAGUUUAACAUAAUGUCAAGCUGUGAUCCAUGUUUUUACAUAUUAUAUUAUAUGAUUUGCAGUAUUUGGUGAACUCUUUGUCAAUACAGAUAAUUUAAUAUAAUUGAUUUGAAUAUUAUUAUUGUCAUUGUUAUUAUGAAGUACCAUUUAACAUCAGCGCAACUUCCAAGACAACGACCGAAUUCAGUCUUCAACAAAAGCUAAACAGAUUUAUCGUAGAGCUGCAUUCCAUUUGGUAAAUUUGGCAACUCCGUAUCUGCCUGGAUACACUCAAGCUUCUUUUUUAUGAACUGGGUUGACAUCCAUCAGAAGCACAUACUCACACUCCAGGCCUUGGCUGUGUUUUGGUCCAGUCAGCUCACAGCAAUGAUGGUCUUGAUCUUUCCAGUGGAUUUCUGAUGAGCUUGUGGAUUUUAUUUAGGAGGCCUGUUGCUAGGUGACCUUACAUGCACAAUAUGAUCAGGUUUUAUGACCGCAACGCGUGCCAGCUUUAUCAAGGACAGAAGGAGCAUAAAGCUAUGCCAGCGUCUCAAGAACUAUUGAGUUGGAUUGCCUUUGAUGUUGGAACAGUCACUAAGGAAUCUCUUAUGACGGAUCCUGUGGGGACCAUGAAUCACUGGAGAGUGGACAUGAUAACAUUAAUACCAGCCUACAGCAAGUGCAGCUGAGCUUUAAAGUACAAACUGAGGCCGGUGAAAGUGCAAAGCCAGGUGUGACAAGAGAACAAUGAGAUGUCCUGAAAGGGACACCGUACAGAGGAUAAACCCUAGGACGGAAAAUAACGUGACACUGUGAAAGUGACUUGUAGUGAUGAACCUACAGAGAAUUAUCACCUAAAUUUACAUCUCCGCUCAGCUUUACACAGUUUUAAGAUUUUAAAAGUUUAAAAAUCAAUAAACAUGACUUAAAAUAAACGAUAAAGUUGUUCCAUAGCUGCUGGAUGUGUAAAUAAACACCUGUUUGCU
Messenger RNA from Larimichthys crocea (large yellow croaker), 2374 nucleotides. RefSeq names its product methyltransferase like 21e (gene mettl21e). The transcript is spliced from 5 exons. The coding region runs from base 572 to 1303 and encodes 243 amino acids. NCBI's taxonomy places the organism in Eukaryota, Metazoa, Chordata, Actinopteri, Sciaenidae. The record is from RefSeq and is a predicted model, not a curated record.